Molecule: messenger RNA, 6443 nt
Organism: Gymnodraco acuticeps
Lineage: Eukaryota; Metazoa; Chordata; Actinopteri; Perciformes; Bathydraconidae
Gene: tbc1d8b
Product: TBC1 domain family member 8B
Exons: 21
Coding region: 136-3522 (1128 amino acids)
Molecular function (GO): calcium ion binding
Source: RefSeq, a predicted model, not a curated record
UCAGCAUUUCUUGUCGACGUGGGAAGGGAGGCACUCGGACACAAACAAACGUCCACGGGUUUGAUGUUGUGCUACGUUACAGCUAACUGUGACAUGUCAGGUGGAUUUGAUAGCUAACUCCAUGACAUUUCAAACAUGUGGCUCAAACCGGACGAGAAUUUGCUGAAAAACGCGUUCAAAUUAUGGGUCACCGAGGAGGAUAACGAGUACUUCGUACUGCAAAGGAGACGGGGCUACGGAGAAGGUGGAGGCGGGCUGACAGGCCUUCUUGUGGGAACUCUGGACACUGUGUUGGACUCCACAUCCAAAGUUGCCCCCUACCGUAUUCUACACCACACACCAGACUCACAAGUGUAUUGGUCAAUAGCAUGCGGUGUUACCAAAGAGGAGAUCACUGAACAUUGGGAAUGGCUGCAGCAGAACAUCAUGAGGACCCUCUCUGUGUUUGACUCCAGCGAAGACAUCACCAGCUUUGUACAGGGCAAGAUAAGAGGUCUUAUCGCUGAAGAAGGGAAGGCGUCCCUGGUGCUGGAAGAAGAUCCAGAGAAGUUCCGAGAAGCACUUUUUAAGUUUGAGAAGUGGUUUGAGCUGCCACUGCAGGAGAAGCUGGUCACAUAUUACUCAUGCAGCUACUGGAGAGGCAAAGUGCCGUGCCAGGGCUGGCUCUACCUCAGCACCAACUUCCUCUGCUUCUAUUCAUACCUGCUGGGAUCUGAGCUGAAACUGAUCAUCUCAUGGGACGAGAUCUGGAGGCUGGAGAAAACAACCAAUGUUAUCCUGACUGAGAGCAUCCAUGUCCAGUCCCAUGGGGAGAAUCACUACUUCUCCAUGCUGCUGCACCUCAAUGAAACCUUUGUUAUCAUGGAACAGCUGGCCAACUACUCCAUUAAGCGCCUUUUCGAUAAAGAGGACUUCCAGAGGGAGCCGGCGCUCUCCGACCCCCUGAAGAUUACCAAGAGAGGCCUAGAAGCUCAUGCAAAGAGUGAGCAGUUCCGGACAUUCUUCAGGCUUCCCAAAGAGGAAAACCUGUUAGAGGUGCACGAGAGCUUCCUCUGGGUGCCCUUCAGCCAUUUUAACACACUUGGCAAGAUCUGUCUGUCUGAGAACUAUCUGUGUUUCGCCAGCCAAGACGGGAGCCAAUGCCACACCAUCAUUCCAAUGAGAGAGGUCAUUAAUGUUGAGAAGUCAGACCCCAGCAGCAGGGCUUUAACGGUGUGUAUGCGUGGAAAGAGGGCACUGCGAUUUUCUGAGGUGCGGGACUACCAGCGCCUGGCAAACUCGCUCCGAAGCAGGUGUGGGAUCAGUGCCAGCCCCCAGCACUCUGCAUCAUCAGAGGUCAUACGAGGCGAGUGCCAGUCGCUCAUCAAUCACUUCGAUGACAACCCGGAGGAUGUCACACUGAUGGUGGGACAGAAAGACAGCAGCAAGGCUGUAAGCACUGAGGCGCUCAUGAUGGUUUUCCACCCCCAGGAUGUUGAAAACCUCGACCCCAAAAUGCUUAAAGAAAAGAUGAAAGAACAGUCUUGGAACAUCCACUUCUCUGAAUAUGGACGCGGCACGAGUAUGUUCUUCACCAGGAAGACACGAGAUCUGAUCGUCCGAGGUGUUCCUGAGGCCUUGAGAGGAGAGCUGUGGAUGCUUUUUUCAGGAGCUGUGAACGACAUGGCCACUCACCCCGGGUAUUACACUGAUCUGGUGGAGCAGUCCCUGGGCACCAGCACUCUGGCUACAGAUGAGAUCGAGAGAGACCUGCACCGCUCUCUGCCAGAGCACCCCGCCUUCCAGAGCGACACAGGAAUCUCUGCUCUACGCAGAGUCCUCACUGCCUAUGCUUACAGGAACCCCAAGAUUGGCUACUGUCAGGCCAUGAACAUUCUCACCUCAGUUCUCCUGCUCUAUGCGAAAGAAGAGGAGGCUUUCUGGCUCCUAGUGGCCGUCUGUGAGAGGAUGUUGCCGGAUUACUUUAAUCGGCGAAUUAUUGGUGCUCUGGUUGACCAGGCGGUGUUUGAGGAUCUGAUUAGAGAGAACCUCCCCCAGCUGGUGGAGCACAUGACAGACCUAUGCUUCUUCUCUUCUGUGUCCUUGUCCUGGUUCCUCACUCUCUUCAUCAGUGUCCUGCCCAUCGAGAGCGCAGUGAACGUGGUGGACUGCUUUUUCUACGACGGCAUCAAAGCCAUUCUGCAGCUGGGCCUGGCUGUGCUGGACUACAACAUGGAGGCUCUGAUCAGCUGCCAUGACGACGCCGAGGCCGUCACCAUCCUCAACAAAUUCUUCGACAGCGUGACAAACAAAGACAGCCCGCUGCCUCCGACUGUACAGCAAGCUUCAGUGGGAAGCAACGAUAAAGCCUCCCACGUCAGUGUGGAUAUCAGUGAACUGAUACGAGAGGCUUAUGAGAAAUAUGGACAUAUCCGUUCAGAGGAAGUGGAGACUUCGCGGAAAAGAAACAAACUGCAUGUGAUCCAGACACUGGAGGACACAACCAAACAGAAUGUGAUUCGGGUAGUAACACAAGAAGUCCGAUUCGGAGCCUCACAACUUGAUGAGAUUUACAACCUGUUCAAAAGGCAACAUUUCCUGUGUUGCUACUGGAGAAUACAGAGUCCCGCUCUGCUGCAUCACGACCCCAGCCUGGCCUAUCUGGACCAGUACCAGCUGGGCUUCCAGCAGUUCAGCGUGCUCUUCUCGCUGCUGGAGCCCUGGGCCUUCUGCAGCCCCAAGAGCACCCUCUCCCUCUGGGUGUUCCGCCUGAUAGACGAGAACCAGGACGGCCUGGUGAACUUUAAAGAGUUCUGCUACGCCCUUGAUACUUUAUACGGUGCAUCGUUCACAAAUAAGCUGAAAUUCCUCUUCAAGCUGCACCUGCCACCAGCUUUCACAGGUAGUCCUUUGCACUUAAAGGAUCAAAGCAUCCAGCACUUAAUUCCAGUGACUGAAGACUCUUCUCACUUGAUUAGACUCGCUGCAUUUGAUCUACCUGAAGAUGGUGUGAUAAGGAAAACUCCCGAAAGAGGUAGAGGAAAAGUGGACCUGCAGGCAUACUUGAAGCAAUGGCAAAAUGAAAUUCUUAAGAAGGAGGAAACCAUCAAAGACCUACCCCGGAUUAACCAGUCUCAGUUCAUCCACUUCUCCAAGACCCUGUACAACAUCUUCCAUGGCGAUCCGGAAGAGGAGCCUCUGUACAGAGCCGUGGCCCAUGUGACCAGCCUCCUGCUGAGGAUGGAGGAGGUGGGCCGAAGGCUGCAGGAGCCCAGCAGCCCCCCCACGUCCACCCAGCCUGCUGCCGCUGCUGCUGCGGAGCCUCCAACAGAAGAAGCUUCCAGCACUUUGGAGAGGUCGGACCCCUGCAGCUCCACCAUCAGUCAGGAGGCGGAGACCGAUUGGUCCUUUUCCUUCGAGCAGGUCCUGGCUUCUCUGCUCAACGAGCCGACCAUCGUGAGCUUCUUCGAAAGGCCUGUUGACCUGCAAACUAAACUGGGACAAGCUAGGGUUGCCCAGCUGAAGCUAAAGGGGAAUAAGUGAAAGGAAACAUAAAAUGAUUUGAUACUAUCGAUUCUAAACCAGGCGUCACCAUGAAUCUUGUUUCUCCACUUUGGAUAGGGCGAUGGAAACAGCAAUUACUCUUAAAGUGGUAUUAUAAAUGAAGAGAAGACCACAGAUUUAAAAAUCUGCUGUUCAACGUGUGUGUUGCUUGAAUAUGGCUAAUCUGCAAUCUGCGUAAACCACUGGUGUUACAGUCCACUGUACCCCACUCAGUGCAGUCCACUGACCCCUCUCAGUGCAGUCCACUGUACCCCACUCAGUGCAGUCCACUGACCCCUCUCAGUGCAGUCCACUGUACCCCACUCAGUGCAGUCCACUGUACCCCACUCAGUGCAGUCCACUGUACCCCUCUCAGUGCAGUCCACUGACCCCUCUCAGUGCAGUCCACUGACCCCACUCAGUGCAGUCCACUGACCCCACUCAGUGCAGUCCACUGUACCCCACUCAGUGCAGUCCACUGACCCCACUCAGUGCAGUCCACUGACCCCACUCAGUGCAGUCCACUGUACCCCACUCAGUGCAGUCCACUGACCCCACUCAGUGCAGUCCACUGUACCCCACUCAGUGCAGUCCACUGACCCCACUCAGUGCAGUCCACUGACCCCACUCAGUGCAGUCCACUGUACCCCACUCAGUGCAGUCCACUGACCACCACUCAGAGAAGUUCCAUGUCAGGCCUUUCUGCAGAAUAGCCUUGUCGACUGAGGUUCCUCCAAUCUGAUUAUGCAUUUCUAACCUCUGUGAUGAAAUUCGUUCCCUUAUGUAGCCUCAGUUUCUUCGGAUUUCAUGGAAGUUUAGUCUGACAUAUUUUCCAACCCUAUAUGCCAUGGAUCACAUACUAUAUCAUUUUUUAUUGUGUAAGGGACAUUUAGCAAAAUGACCAGAAGAGUUCUCUCUGAUGUUGUGCUGACCUUUAACUCUAUGACAAAGGACUGACCGAGUCUCACUCUGGAUAAUAUAUUUUUCUUUAUUAAGAUAACUAUUUAAUGCAUUAGUGAAACAAACUGUAAAAGUGUCGUGUGGAUUCAGUGUUCUUCGGCAACAUUAGUGUUUUUCUGUAAAUGCCAACUUAUUGUGAGAAACAAUAGCUUUCAAGUUGAAGUGGAACCGGUCAAACAGCGAGAGAGGACAGUGAUGUCCAUUGAAGAUAUCAUUUGAUUUCAGAGAUAAUCUGAAUUGAGGAGGUCAGAUGCAUUUGAUGAAGAGAAUGACAUUUUAAAUAUUGGUAUUAUAUAUUUGCAAUAAUACAAAAGAGAAUAUGCUGUACUGCCACACUCACCUCUCUCAUUCCUCCGACAGCAGCACAGUACACUAUUAGCAGUACUGAGGUCUGUAAAGGGAAAGUAAAUUAGAAGUGCUGCUGCAGGGAAAUAUUCUGCAUCCUCUUCUAAAAAAUGUGCUGUGCUCUUCAGUGUGCGAUGGGUUGAUGUACUGUUUGCUUAUGUCCGUCAAUAUGUAGGAUGUUUCGCUCUCGUAUAAGUGCAGCGUUUUGUACUUCAGGAUCCGUUUCAAUAGUCGUGUGAUUAUUGCAUUUUUGAGGCUUGUGUUGAUAGUGUAACAUAUGAGCUAGUGGACGUUUGUGCACAUUUUCUUUGAUCAAAUCUCAGGGUGUAAUUUGUGUAAAAUAAAAAGGACAAAAGGGAUAUUUUUUCGACCUGGGAUAAAUAAAGAUAUGAGUUAAACAUAGCUUACAAAUGUCUGUCAAAUAUAACGCAUUUGUAGCAUAUUUACAGGAUUGGCCACAUUAUGCUAAUGUUCAUAGACAGCAGCUCUUUCUGCUCACUACAGCCAGAGCUGACUGACCGUAUUUCAGUUGUUUCCUUUUUUUCUGUGCAUUCUCUGCUUUUUUGUUUGGGCUUCUGUCUGUGAAUCAUUUGCACAGUCGUUUGAGAUUCACACAUUGAAGAUAUGCCUGUAUCCCAGCCAAAGGCUCUGAAUUGUAAAAGGUCAUGACCGCUUCAGCUGCAGCUGCUUGUCCUCUCCAGGGGCCAAAUUGACAAAUUCAUAGAGCUUUAUUUCUGCUUGUCUAGGGACAAAGUGUUUCAGAAGCUCUUCACGUUCAAGUGCAAUUCUCUGCGUCCUAUAUUUGUAUCAUUUUUGCAAUUUGUUUGAAACGUGUUGUGGUUAUUUUUUCACUUAGGACCAAUCUGAAAUGUAUAUCAUGGUGUAAUUAUUUGGAUAUAGAUAUUUGAAGUGAGUUGCACAUACUUGUUUAACUGUUUACAUGACUAAAGGAUAAAAAGAAUAUCAAAAUGCACCCUAUUCAUCUUAAAUGUUGCCACUACUUAAAUCCAAAGCUCUAUUGACUGUUUCCCAGCAGUUUCAUGCUGCAUUUGUAACAUAUCUGAAAUUAUUAUAAGAUGCAAAUAACAACCAUCAAAGACUGCGCCUUAGUCUUUCUGGUAGGCUUCUGAGCUUUGCAUUGAAGUGUAUUGCUUUAUCUAUUUCUGUUAAAUGGAUCAUAUAUUUUAAUGAUUAGAAAUCCUACAAAAACUUAAGUGAAUUGGUUGGUCCUAACUAUUUCUUUUAAAAUAUGGAACUAAGGUUUUUUUUAAAAAAUCCAAAAUAGUUUGUUCUUUCUUCUUGGUAGGGGAAAAAUGACUUUGAAGGAGCAGAGAAAGUCAUGGAAGAUUUCAUCCUCCUGGCAUGCUGUCAGAUUUGCCAUUAAUUAAGAGUGUACUCAGUAGGCAUGGAGGACGCUCCAGCAUUAGUUUAUGAUUAAUCAAGUCCUUAUUUGUGCAAGUGUGGUCUACAGCUUUUCAAAUCUGUAACUUUCAAACUUUUGAAAGCUUGUCUUGAAAAAUAUGACAACAAUAUUUCUGUUUACCCGCUAAAUUAUGAUUUAUUUUGAUUAUGUCCAUUCAAAGGUAUAUCAGAAUAAAGAUUGAUUAUAAUAUGAA